Messenger RNA from Apaloderma vittatum (bar-tailed trogon), 464 nucleotides. RefSeq names its product scavenger receptor cysteine-rich type 1 protein M130-like. The record is from RefSeq and is a predicted model, not a curated record. Lineage: Eukaryota; Metazoa; Chordata; Aves; Trogoniformes; Trogonidae. Gene Ontology annotation, cellular component: membrane. The transcript has 2 exons. The annotation marks the transcript as partial.
AUGUCCAUAUUUGAAGGGACUCUGGAGGUGAGGCUGAAGGAUGGUGGCAGUCACUGUGCCAGGAGAGUGGAGGUGAAACACGGGGGCCAGUGGGGGACCGUGUGUGGACGUUUCUGGAACAUGAACAAUGCUGCAGUGAUUUGUAGGCAGCUGGGCUGCGGAUCCGCCAUUGAAAUUCCUCGUGCUAGACUCUUUUGGCCAGGAUCUGGACACAUCUGGAUGGAUUUUGUUCGCUGUCGUGGCACCGAGUCGGCACUGUCUGACUGCACACACAGAGGAUGGGGUCAACAUCACUGCGACCAUGGUUUUGACGUCGGAGUGAAAUGCUCAGGGUUUGUCCGGUUAGUUGGAGGGGACAGCGCCUGCUCAGGACGCGUGGAGAUCCAUGAUGGGAGCCAGUGGAGCACUGUCUGUGACUCAGCUUUUGGUCCCGAUGUCGCCAACGUGGUCUGCAGGAAUCUUCA